Molecule: messenger RNA, 1809 nt
Organism: Talaromyces rugulosus
Lineage: Eukaryota; Fungi; Ascomycota; Eurotiomycetes; Eurotiales; Trichocomaceae
Exons: 6
Coding region: 1-1809 (602 amino acids)
Biological process (GO): glutamyl-tRNA aminoacylation
Molecular function (GO): zinc ion binding; glutamate-tRNA ligase activity; tRNA binding
Source: RefSeq, a predicted model, not a curated record
AUGAUAUCGCCUCGCUACCGCAUCCUCACCGCACGCCCGGCAUGGAUCUGCAUUCAAUGCAGAGCCAACUCCUCUGUCGCAUCCCGCGCUGCAUCUCCGCAAGUCCACCGCAGCAAAACCACCGUGCUCGACAAAGCUGCCAGGACGCGUUUCGCUCCUUCGCCGACGGGAUAUCUUCAUCUAGGCUCGCUUAGGACGGCACUUUUUAACUAUUUGCUGGCCAAACGAACCGGUGGCCAAUUCUUGCUUCGACUGGAAGACACGGACCAGAAAAGGACGAUACCUGGCGCAGAAGAACGGUUAUACGAAGACCUUCAAUGGGCGGGUCUGGAAUGGGAUGAAGGGCCCAAUGUUGGUGGUCAAUAUGGUCCAUAUCGACAGUCGGAGAGAACCGCUAUUUACCGGGCUCAUGCAGACAGUCUGAUAUCGACCGGCCAUGCUUAUCGUUGCUUCUGUAGUGCCGAACGUCUAGAUACACUUGCGCGCCAUCGCAACGAGGCCGGCCUUCCACUUGGAUACGACCGCAAAUGUGCUGAUAUCCGACCCGACGAGGCAGAAGAGCGAGCCGCGGGUGGCGAGACUCACGUUGUUCGUUUGAAAACCGAUGGAUACCCGAUGUUCCGUGACCUUGUAUAUGGCAAGACAGGCCAGAAUCGGACCGGGGGAAAGAAGCCGGUGGACUUCAUAGACCGCGUUUACGAAGACCCCAUUCUUCUCAAAUCGGACGGACAUCCUACAUAUCAUUUGGCAAAUGUUGUCGAUGACCACGAGAUGAAGAUUACACAUGUUAUUCGAGGAACAGAAUGGAUGGCAUCGACUCCAAUGCACGUCGCGCUCUACAACGCCUUCAAUUGGACUCCUCCUGAGUUUGCCCAUGUGCCGCUUCUUGUCGACAAGAACGGGCAGAAGCUGAGCAAGCGCAACGCUGAUAUUGACAUAUCGCACUUUCGAGACAGCGGAAUCAUGGCUCCAGUGCUCCUCAACUUUGCGGCUCUGCUUGGAUGGUCACACACCUCGAGAUCGGACGUUCUUUCACUGAAGGACAUGGAAGAGAUGUUUAAUCUGAAAAUCACAAAGGGCAACACUGUCGUAGCCUUCGAGAAGAUGUGGUUCCUCCAAAAGGCUCAUGCUCAACGAAUCGCCGCCGCCAACGGCCUCGAACUUGAAGAAUUGGAAGACAAGAGCGAAGCAGCCGCCAAAACCUUGGUUGCUGGGACAGAGGCCAGUCAGACGCCUCUUCGUGGUGUUGUCCGCCUCCUCCUCCAAGCGGACGCCAAAUCAUAUACCACACCCGAAGAAUUCAUCAAUCGGAACAAGACUUUCUUCAUCGCCCCUUCUAAUCGCCCAGUGUACAAGCCAGCUGCAAAUGACUCCACCACAGUGCCCAUUUCCGCGCUGCAUACGGCAGCUGCAGCGCUGUCUCUAGUCCCAGACGGCCACUGGACUAUUGAAAACCACCGAUUCAAUAUCAAGUCCUACAACACUGUCCCUCCUGGAACUGAAACUAACAACAUAGUUGACGGUGAAUCCACUGCAAAACUCAUUGCCCAAGACAAAGCCUUCAAAAAGGAACUAUACCACUAUCUCCGCUGGGCUCUUUCGGCCAGUGCUCCUGGUCCCGGAAUCCCGGAGACCCUGACUAUCCUAGGCCGUGCGGAAUCGGUUCGCAGGCUCGAGGAAGCUAGGAGACUAACGACACCGGAGGUUACGCAUGUUAAUACUUGUCGAGUGCCCAAAACGCCGGUCCAGGCGCCGGCUAUGGAGAAUGCGGAUAAGUCGUGGAUGGGGUCAUUGGCGCCGAAGGAAUAG